AUGGCGGCAUCCAAUCAUUUCCUCGAGGACAAAAAGAUCAUUGUGGUAGGCGGUGGCAUCGCUGGAUGCGCCUUUGUGGCCGCCCUCCACAAACUCUGGAACCCAAACUGGAGAUUACCAGAGAUCGUCGUCCUCGAGCGCAACCCAAGAGAUGUUCGACACAACUAUUCGAUAUCCCUACAUGGCGACAGCGUCAAUGGAGGUCUGGUCGCCUUGCGACAACUCGGCCUCCUCGGUGAAACACUCAGUCACUCCAUCUUCGGUCUCCGGUCGGGCCAGUUCAAAAUGUGGGAUGUUAACUGGAAGGAGCUGAUGUCAACACAGCCUCGGCCAUGGGGGGACUUGCCAACGGGGUCCAUGAGAAUCCAGCGCAGCGAUCUUGAACGAAUCCUGGUCCGAGAAGCAGAGAGGAUAAACGCAACCUUCCAUCGGGGUGUUGAAUGUACCGGGGCUGAGCGGUUAGCCAACGGCAGGAUCCGAGUCGCGGUGGAGGAUGAGGCGGGAGUCAAAGAUUACCAGGAUUGUGACUUUCUCGUGGUCGCCGACGGCGCUCAGAGCAGACUCAGGGCUGCUCUCCGGCCCCACGAUGACCUCAAGUACGCCGGCGCGGUCCAGAUAGGUGGAAGAGCCGAGUUCCCACAUGGGAUACCGGAGCCCAUCGAGGAGAAUUGGGGUAUCUUGUUGUCCGGGAAGGGUGUUUGCUGUUACUUCUCGGCCGUCGAUAAAGACACUGUCGUGUGGGCACUGAGCCAACAACGAGCCGAGCCGGAUACGCGAACAAGCGUAGCGACGCCCGACAGAUUCGCAGCCCUCAAAGAAGAAGCCCUCCGCCUCGGCAGCAUGUUCUCGGAGCCAUUCCGCACAAUCGUCGAGUCGACCAUCCCAUCAUCAGCCUUUGUGACUGCAGCCAUGGAGAAGGAACCAUUUCGGCACGACGACCCGAGCCUCGAAAGAAUAGUCUUUAUCGGUGAUGCCAACCAUGCCGUGAGUGCUUUUGCUGGAAACGGAGCCAAUCUGGCGUUGAAGGAUGGAUGGGAUCUGGCGGAAAACAUCUGUUACCAGUCAUCUCUGCACAACGCUGUGGCAGCCUACGACAGACUGGGCUUUGCACGGGCAGCUGAGGCCAUCAAGUCGUCUCACCAAAAGAUUGACUUUGCCCAUUGCACAAGCGUCAAGGACUCGCUGUUACGAGCUGGGCUGGCGACUGGACGAUGGCUUAUGCGCAUUAGGGGGAUGUGA
Messenger RNA from Podospora anserina S mat+, 1239 nucleotides. RefSeq lists its product as uncharacterized. The record is from RefSeq and is a predicted model, not a curated record. Lineage: Eukaryota; Fungi; Ascomycota; Sordariomycetes; Sordariales; Podosporaceae. Bases 1 to 1239 code for a protein of 412 amino acids. Gene Ontology annotation, molecular function: FAD binding. The transcript has a single exon.